This is a messenger RNA of Gasterosteus aculeatus aculeatus (three-spined stickleback), 1090 nucleotides long. NCBI's taxonomy places the organism in Eukaryota, Metazoa, Chordata, Actinopteri, Perciformes, Gasterosteidae. The record is from RefSeq and is a predicted model, not a curated record.
AUGAUAUAAUAAAACCACUGGCUACUUGUUGAACCUCUGGACCAGAACACACACCAACGGAGACACCACUUCCAAAAUAAGUCAUUUAGACUUUAAACUAAGUACGUUUAACGUCCUUUAAGCCUUUAGCCACAGGUUGGAGCGGCUUCCCAUUCACACUGCCGCACCCAAGAUGAAAACAAAAGCUCGCCUGCUCAUUUUAUUUUUGAGUGUUUCUGGCGUCUGUGUUUUUUGGAGAGAAGUGUCACAAUACGUUCUGCCUCAGGAACAAAGAUCCUGUGCUUGUGACCGAUGUCUAUUUGAAAAUGAUACGUUGGCCAUUGAGCGUUUGAGGAAGUUUCCGCAACCAUUUUUAUCCAGCAACUACAGUCUGCCAGAAGAGGAUUUCAAAUGGUGGAGGGUCAUACAGCGUGGAGGCGGUAACAUCAGUGAAUACAGACAAAAGAUGUCAAGGGUUUUUCAGCUGAUCCCAGACAACUCUCCUCUUGAAGCAUCCAUCCCCGGCCGAUGCAGGACUUGUGCUGUGGUGGGAAACUCCCGUAAUUUGUUAAAAUCACAUUAUGGACCUUUCAUAGAUUUCCAGGACUACGUCAUAAGAAUCAACAGGGGUCGUUCCAAAGGCUUUGAAUCCGAUGUCGGGAACAGAACAACUCAUCAUGUCAUGUACCUGGAGAGUGCUUCUCAGAUAGAUAACACCACUCGUCCGGUGCUGUUUACCUUUAAGAUGAGGGAUCUUGAAUGGAUUACGAGCGUCCUCAGCACACAACCUUCUGGAAAAAAAUCCUUAUUCAACAAGGAUUUGGCGAUGGUCCUUAACCCAGCUUUUAUGAGGAAUAUUCAUCAAGUAUGGCUGCAAAAGAAGGGCGCUUAUGCCUCCACUGGCUUCAUGGCUUUGGCUCUUGCCCUGCAUAUUUGUGACGAGGUCCAUGUGUUUGGUUUUGGAGCAGACAGUGAUGGAAACUGGAGUCAUUACUGGGAAAAAGUCCCCAACAAAAAAGUAAAAACUGGACCACAUCCUGGAAAAGUAGAGUAUGAAAUGAUCGAGGAGCUGGCAAGUCAUCAAGUACUCAAAUUCUAUACAGGGUGGUAA